CCUUCGAGAAGAGAGAGAAUUUGAAGAAGAAAAUUAAUUUCUCAUUUCGUUCUCUCUCUAAAUUUCAUACCACUUCAAGUAGUACCACAAGCUAAACAAACUCAGUGUCAGAAAAAAACAACCCCUCUAAUUUUUAUUUUAAAUUUUCAAAUUUAAUUAUUCUUUGCGUGCUAUAUUAUCAUAAUAACAUUAACAAUUUUAUUCGGAUUUCUUGGAAUUAUUUUUGUAGAGUAAAACAAAUAAGUAUACAUAUUAAUUAUAAUUUAAGAUAGUGAGUUUUACUUUGAUAAUUUUGGAAUUGUACAUUUUGGGAAAUUGAAGAGUUAAAGAAGGAAAUGGAGCACCGAGGAACUCCGGUGAGAAAACCUCACACUUCAACAGCAGAUCUGCUAACUUGGUCGGAAAAUCCUCCCGCCGAUUCGCCUUCUCUCUCCUCCUCUAAUCGCCCUAUUCGCAACGUCCAGCCAUCGGAUGGGAUCAGUAAGGUGGUGUUUGGAGGUCAAGUGACAGAUGAAGAGUUUGAAUCCUUGGUAAAAAGGAAACCGUGCUCUGCUUACAAGUCUAAAGAGAUGAUUGGUAGUGGCAUAUUUGCUGGUGAAGAGGAAAUCGAUGACCAAGAAGCUGAAGGUGCCAACCAAACCCCGGGUAACAAAACUGGCGUACGUAUGUACCAGCAAGCUCUUACUGGAAUGAGUCAAAUCUCAUUUGGUGCUGAUGAUGAGAGCCUUUCUCCAAAGAAACCUGCCUCCUUACCAGAAGUGGCAAAACAGCGAGAACUGAGUGGAAAUCUGGAUAGCGCGGCAGAAGCAAAGUUGAAGAAACAACUCUCCGAUGCCAAGUGCAAGGAGCUAAGCGGACAUGACAUCUUUGCCCCACCACCUGAAAUUAAGCCACGAUCGACUGUAAGAUCUCCUGCAUUCCAGGAAACUGACAGUGAACCUGUAGUGAAAACAGCAAAGAAGAUUUCCGACCAGAAAUUUGCUCACUUGUCAGGAAACAACAUAUUCACAGAAGAUGCACCUCCUAGCUCAACAGAAAAACCCUUGAGUCAUGCCAAGCUGAGAGAGAUAAGUGGAAACAACAUCUUUUCAGACGGGAAGGCAGAAUCCCGAGACUACUACACAGGGGUCCGAAAGCCUCCAGGCGGUGAAAGCAGCAUCGCCUUGGUUUAAUCAUGCCUGAGAUCUAACAUUGUUUUUUCAUCAUCUUCUUAUUCACAUUAUUGAUUCCGCGUGUCUCAUUCUUCGUUGUGGGUAAGGGUUCGCGUAUAACAUGACCUUGCUACUGUUCGGGUUUGGUCGCAUAUUUCUCUUAGGCUUAACUUGUUGAUCAGAAAGCUAAAGAUAUUUUGCUAAUUGGGUUGUAAUGUUUAUAAAAACUUUGGUUUAUUUUUUACUUCUAAAUUGUCGUUGUCAUAUUUCAAUGAAGUGGUUGGGGCUGUUAAGUUUAUUUAAAUUAUAGACCGAAAAUUUCGUACAAUUUUUUCCAUGUUACUAGCUAAAGUAGGUUGCAAUAAUUAAAGAAAAAAAAAACCUACUCAAAUUGAAAUUGUAAUAGUUGAUGCUAAGCUUGUGUUGCAAGUGAUGAAAAUUGACCUGACCGACCCACUUCUAAAGCAAA
Molecule: messenger RNA, 1620 nt
Organism: Chenopodium quinoa (quinoa)
Lineage: Eukaryota; Viridiplantae; Streptophyta; Magnoliopsida; Caryophyllales; Amaranthaceae
Exons: 4
Coding region: 336-1172 (278 amino acids)
Source: RefSeq, a predicted model, not a curated record